CGGAGAAUCUUGUGUUAUUGUACUAAGAGGAAGAAUUUCUCUAAAAAAGGACCGGACAACAGAAACGUUUGUAGGAGGUACAGAAAAAAUACUUAAUGCACUAUUUAGUGCUAACGGGCUAUUUUCAUUAAUUUGUUUUGGGCAGCUCAUUUUAGUAUGUUCCUAACGUGUCUACUCGUAAUCGUUUUUGGGGACGGGAUUUUUUGGUAGAUUUUUUAGAAUAUUUCUUUUUGAAAUUGGGAAUAAAAUUAGGAGGACCGAUUCGAGAAUAUGGAUGUUUAUUUAUAGUUUUUGGUUUAAGAUCCGGUAUUGCGUCAUUCAUUUGCCCGAUGGCAGGGGACUUUUCUAUAUUUUUGUAUCGUUUAAAAUCAAAACCUUUUCCACUUUGUUUAUCAACAUUUUCAGCUGCUUUUUGCAGUAAGUUUUUCAAGCCUGAUUUACCUUCAGUAACAAGAGAUUCUUUAAGAUUUUUUCCCUCUAAGACAUUGCUUAAAACUCGAUUACCGGAUUCUAAACCCUGUCUUCCAAUAGCGCUACCAAUUUCUUUACCAAUCGGGAUUAAAUAA
Messenger RNA from Meloidogyne enterolobii, 566 nucleotides. Lineage: Eukaryota; Metazoa; Nematoda; Chromadorea; Rhabditida; Meloidogynidae. The record is from the annotation of a GenBank genome assembly.